UUCAGUAGAAAUCCAGAAUUGCUUUCGAUCGCUGCAUAAUCAAAUCGAAAAAAAGGUUUUUUUUGAGACUUUUUGGAAAGACUAAUUUGAAGAGAAAAAAAAGAAAAAGAAAAAGAAAAAGAAAAGAAAAUGAAGUUGCAUUUGGUCUUAGCAAUUGUUUUGCUGGAAAUUGUUUCCAUUUUUGGCGCCAAUCCAAAAAUAAUUUCGCCUGUAGGAAAAUCUUAUCAUAUUCCAACUGUUAAGUCUAAUUGGUUCAAAGCGAAUUCACAUUGUUACAAUAUUGGCAUGCGCUUGGUGAGAAUUUCGUCGAGCGAAGAACAUAAUGCGGUCGUGAAAGUGAUUAAAGCUAGUGGAUACAAAUACGAUAACUUUUGGACAUCAGCCACUGAAUUGGGCAAUAUUGGCUACUAUUGGUUCCAUAGUGGGCAAAAUCUACAGUUCAAAAAGUGGGCAUCAGGUCAACCAGGUGGAAAAGAUGAACACUGCAUGCAACUUAGUCGCUAUACGAAUUUCGAAUGGCACGAUUACCCAUGCACGGAGGUCACUCGUUUUGUGUGUGAAACAACAUAACGCAACAAUAACAAGUCCUAAUGCAAACAACACAUUGGGAUACAUACUUUUUGGAGAAUAAAAAUCGAAAAAAACAAAUAUUUUUACGUCUCACCAAUAAAACUGACGUAUUCUAUUGAAAAUGCAAUUUGGAAAUAUUGGAAAAAUUGUAAUUUUGAUCAAAAUAAAUAAAAAUUGCAUUCCAUUUAAAUGUCUCG
This is a messenger RNA of Sitodiplosis mosellana (orange wheat blossom midge), 767 nucleotides long. Its product is annotated as C-type lectin 37Da-like. Gene Ontology annotation, molecular function: carbohydrate binding. The record is from RefSeq and is a predicted model, not a curated record. Gene Ontology annotation, biological process: biological process involved in interspecies interaction between organisms. The transcript is spliced from 4 exons. Gene Ontology annotation, cellular component: external side of plasma membrane. Bases 130 to 570 code for a protein of 146 amino acids. NCBI's taxonomy places the organism in Eukaryota, Metazoa, Arthropoda, Insecta, Diptera, Cecidomyiidae.